Molecule: messenger RNA, 1966 nt
Organism: Aphidius gifuensis
Lineage: Eukaryota; Metazoa; Arthropoda; Insecta; Hymenoptera; Braconidae
Product: ectonucleoside triphosphate diphosphohydrolase 5
Exons: 4
Coding region: 160-1575 (471 amino acids)
Biological process (GO): nucleoside diphosphate catabolic process
Cellular component (GO): membrane
Molecular function (GO): GDP phosphatase activity; UDP phosphatase activity
Source: RefSeq, a predicted model, not a curated record
CAAAUAAAAAAAAACAAAUAAAUAAAAAGACACAACAAGCUGUGUGUCAAGAUUUUCUCUGUGUUCAUUUUACCAUUAAAAUUUAUAAAUCGAAAUAAGUUUAAUUAAAAAUAUAGUAAAUUAAUUAUCAACUUGUUGAUUGUAAUUAAUUUCUACUAAAUGCAAUACACACCUAUCAAAACUGAUGAUGACUGGUCAUCAGAAUUGGCAACACGUCAAAAAAAAUCACAAAAUCAAUUUGGCCAAAAACCGAUAAUAAUAUUUAUAUUUUUGGGUAUAUUAUUUCUCGGCUAUUUAAUAAUAGCUAGUGACCUAAAAACAUCAAAUAUAAGUGGUUCAAUUGACAGUAUAGCAACAUCAUUUAAUUUACAAAAGCCAUUUUAUGCUGUUGUUAUUGAUGCCGGUUCAACUGGUUCACGUGUACUUGCAUUUACAUUUCAUAAAUCAUUAAUAAAUGGUGAAUUAAUUCUCGAUAAAGAAUUAUUCAAUGAAAUAAAACCAGGAUUAAGUAAUUUUGCUGAUAAUCCAAAUGAUGCAAUUAUUGGAUUAAAUGAAUUAAUUAAUAAAGCAAAAAAUGUUAUACCAAAAUCAGAACAAUCAAAAACACCAUUAACAAUGAAAGCAACUGCUGGAUUGAGAUUAUUACGUAUUGAUAAAGCAAAUAAUUUAUUAGAUGAAUGUAAAAAAUUUUUUAAUACAACUGGUUUUCUUGUUAAUAAUUCAUCAGUAUCAAUAAUGGAUGGUGUUGAUGAAGGAAUAUUUGCUUGGUUUACUGUUAAUUUUUUAUUUAAUCAUUUAACACCAGAUAACACUAAAAAUACUGUUGCUGUUUUGGAUCUUGGUGGUGGUUCAACACAAGUAACAUAUACACCAGAUAAUAAUGACAUUGAUAAAUUUCAAAAAAAUCAUUUACAUACAAUAUAUGCACUAAAUAAUAAUAUGACUAUUUAUACACAUAGCCAUUUAGGUAUGGGAUUAAUGGCAUCAAGAAAAUCAAUAUUAAUUGAUUAUAAUUUUGUUAAUGUUAAUGAUAAUGAUGAUGGUAUCAUUGAAGUACGAUCAGAAUGUAUUAAUCCAAUUAUUAAAACUCAAUGGAGUUAUGCUGGUAAAAAAUAUUUAGUUAUGGGACCAAUUAAUGCAACACAUAAAUUAAUAAAAGCACAUACAUAUGCUGGUAUUGAUGAAAAUGUACCAGUUGUUAAAUUUGAUGAAUGUGUUAAAGUUGUUAAACAACAUAUUGAUACUAUUAAAGAAAGACCAAUUGGUCUUAAAAAACAUGACAUUUAUCUUGUGUCUUAUUAUUUUGAUCGUGCUGCUGAGGCAGGAUUGAUUCAUCAUUCUGAUGGGGGAAUUAUAAGUCUUGGAGAUUUUCAUAGAGCCACAAUUGAUGCAUGCAAUUAUCCAAAUGUUGAACAACCAUUUGCAUGUUUAGAUAUGACAUUUAUUUAUAUUUUAUUGAAUGAUUGUUUUGGACUUGAUUCAUCAACAAAAUUAAAUCUUUAUAAAAAAUACAAGGGCCAUGAAUUAAGCUGGGCACUUGGUGCUGCUUUCAAUUUACUACAAAAUGAUUUUUAAUUAAUAAAAAAAUAAUAAUUGCACUAAUUGCAAAUAAAAAUAAACAGGGAUAUUAUUUAAUUUUCCACAUAAUAAUAAUUAUUUUAAUUUUUAAAUAACACAAAAUUAAUUAUUAAUUAAUAUUGUUAAAUACAAAAUGUGAUGAUAAAUGUGCAAUCAAUUAAUGUUAAAACAUAUCAAUAUUUAGUGCCUUUGUAUUAAAAAAAAAUUACAUUAAAAUACAUUAAAAUUAAGUAAAUUAAAAAUAAUAUUAAAUCAGUAGAUAAAAAUUUUACAAAUAAAAAAUAUUAUCAAGUUUAAAUUUUAAAUUCUGAAUAUUUAAAGAAUAUGGAAAUUUUUAUUUUAAAUUCUAUUAUUAUUGUCAUAUAAUAAAAUAAAUAAAUAAUAAUCU